Messenger RNA from Mizuhopecten yessoensis (Yesso scallop), 4983 nucleotides. Its product is annotated as ileal sodium/bile acid cotransporter-like. The record is from RefSeq and is a predicted model, not a curated record. Lineage: Eukaryota; Metazoa; Mollusca; Bivalvia; Pectinida; Pectinidae. Bases 486 to 1925 code for a protein of 479 amino acids. The transcript has 3 exons. Gene Ontology annotation, cellular component: membrane.
GGCUUGUUAAUUUGAGGCAACUGUAUCUUGAAGCACUACCAUAUGUAAAUAGUAUGUUACUAUCACAAUUAAAGCGUUUCAUUAACGAGAGUUAACCCUAUUCUCAGUACAUGUAUAUAUGUGUAUAAUGUCAGCCUAGUGAGUUGUCAUUUUAAUGAUCAUACACCAAUUCAUUAACUGCAUGCAUUCAAGUGUCAGUUUAUACUAUUUAGUACUCAGUAAAUACAGAACCAGAUUUGCAUUCAUGUUAAAGGAUACAAAAUUAGUUAUUUAUAUUUAUCACGUGUCUUAUUCGCGGCAUGAUUCAUCAAUGGAGGCCCCCGAUGACUUCCGAGUGCCACUUGCAUGCAUGUCUCCUACAUGUUUUGUUUACGUGCGACUUCACGCUACGUACACACGUGUGUGGAAGCGACCUUCACUGGAAAUCCAGGUCACUGAGUGUUGCGGCAUCAAAUGGCUAGUUUACAGGUUUCCUGUGUGUCAGUAUGAAUUCUAUGAUAUUCAUGGCAGGCUUUCUGCUGCAGUGUGUCAAUGGACAAGACUGGGGACUUGAAUUUGAAGAGCCACACGGAGACGGGAGUCUGUUGUUAUCCGAGGGAGAGGAACAGAUUAUCACGUACAACUUCACUGUGUUCAGUACCAAAAGUGCCAGUAUUUUUACAACAUCGACAGACACUAAAGUGGUAGACGUGAUCGGCGACAUAAACCACAGUGUUGGCGGAGGGCUGUCGGUGACACCUAAUGUUACGGUUAGGGGGGUAUUUCUCGGACGUGCUUCCGUGACAUUUCAGGUAAACAGAAACCUCAAUGGAACCGUAUCGUCGACGCAGACUAAGGGAGGCAACUCGUGGUAUGAGUUGCCGGUGGAUUUAGACGUCGUGGUGAAAAAACAGGAGGGUGUACUCAAUAAAAUUUUCCAGGGGUCAGUGAUUGUGCUGGUUUGUGUAGCCAAUAUUGCCAUGGGAUGCAAAACAGAUGUCCAGGUGGUCAAGGAAACUCUCCGGACACCCAUCGCACCGCUGACCGGCCUUGCAUCCCAGUUCAUCCUCAUGCCACUGAUAUCGUUCACGGUGGGGUACCUCCUACAGCUGACCCCGCCGAUGGCGUUCGGGCUAUUUGCCAUGGGGUGUUCCCCAGGGGGAGCGGCCAGCAACUUCUACACAUAUUUCCUUGACGGCAACGUUUCGCUCAGUGUCACUAUGACUUUAGUGAGCACCAUCGCAUCAUUGGCCUUCAUCCCGCUAUGGCUGUUCACCCUCGGUAUCCAUGUCAUCUACCGGACGGAGACCGUCACCAUCCCUUUCGUCAAUAUCUUCGUUUCACUCGUCGGUCUCAUCAUCCCGGUCGGUAUUGGCAUCAUAAUACAGAAAAAGCUACCGAAGGUCGCCAAAUUACUCCUCAGACUUCUCCGCGGAGUUAUUGUGAUUUUCUUCAUCCUCGUCUUCACAAUUGGGAUCUACGCAAACCUCUACAUAUUCAGACUGAUGACGCCAUUUAAUCUCCUUGCGGGUGCUCUGUUGCCUUACGUAGGGUUCCUGUUCGGCGGCAUUGUGGCGUUACUGACAAGACGCAACAAAAGUGAUAUUUUGACAAUCGCUAUAGAAACAGGGAUACAGAACUCUGGAGUGGCCAUAGUAUUACUACAGUUAUCUCUCCCUCAUCCAGACUCGGACAUCGCCAUCGUCGCCCCGGUCAACUGCUCACUCUUCACGCCCAUUCCCGUCGUCAUAGCAAUAAUCGUUCACGUCAUCAGGAAGAGAUGGUUCCGAAAAGACGAGGACAAGGACACAAAACAGGAAGUAGGGACCGCAAACGAGGAUGCUGACCAAAAUGUUUCCCUCACUUUUCACUCUCAGUCCGGAAAAGAUGGGGAGGAGGGAGACACUAGAGAAGGACUUCAGGGGAAUCUCUUACUACAACGAUGAAAAUUGGUAAUUAAAAGAGAUCAAGUCCGACUGGUUUUUGGAUUGCAUCAAGGCGUAACGAAGAAACAUUGCAUUGAGAGAUAAUUACUGUAUAGAUCAGUAUAGGCCCUCUCGAAUGACAGGCCGACUUUCUUUUUAAAUGCUUAAAUCAGUUGUUAUCUAUGAAAACUAACGUAUAGGCAUUUAUAAUAACAAUUAAAUGAUGUCCACGUGUCAUCGAUACUACUGGGUGUCCUAACUACCGCAUUACUAUUUUUCUGAAUUUUUCCAUCAAUAACCAUUUGACACUUUAACUCCCGAAAUGUCUAUACACGAUCAUCCUUGUAUGUCUGUUCACACGAAUCACAUGAAACAAGCGAAAGGAUUUAUCAAAUACAACUUCUCAUAUUCCGAAGACGUCACAGCGUAUUUGUUCAACGUCUACACGACCAACAGCCUUCAACAGUAAGCUUGAUUUGCUUACUCGGGCUUGUUGAAAACGAUAAGCCUAUUGCAGCUUUUGAAAACUUGGCAGUUUGUGACGGAGAGUAAUCUCGUGUUGUUGCGAGGUAACCUGCUAGUCUCGUUUUAAUGCAUUUAUCGCUGGAAUUAUUCAGCCCUGUUUUCGUGUGUUUGUCUUGCAAAACUCUUCAGCCUCGUUUAUUUUAUUAUUAUUUUUGUCUCGCGGAGCCCCGUUUGAAUGUUACUGUAUUGCUGUAUUUCAAAUACUGACUUCAAUAUUCUGAAAUUUUUAUAAGUGAAGGUGCUCUUAUACUUCUGCCCUUUGAUAACUAACGUUGAAAAUAAAAAGAGCCGGAACUACCUCCAUCUGUAUCCUUGCGCGUGUUAUUGUUGUUGUAGGCCGCCGUCUCACACACGUCUGCUGAAGCACUGCGGGCGCCUGUGGCUGAAGGUGUGCGAUUAACCCUCCGCGGUGAAAAAUAGUCCCCGCUUACUUCCCUGUCUUCCGGGCUGUACGAGCGGGAUUCGUCAUUCAGAGAGAAAGGUCCCGCUAUAAAUUGCAUGUCGAUCUCGUUUGAAGAACGAGUGGUGGCGAACUGCGGUAUUGGGCGAGGUAUCCUGGAUCGCGGGACACGCGCACUACCCUGUGAACGCUCGUUUGCGUGUCGGGUUAGUAGAUUAUCAACAUACAAUUUACGAAGUGUAGAGAUUGGAAACGACGUGGAAGUAACUAAUCCGAUCGCGGAAAGUUCAUGCCGUAAUCCGGUGACACCCCAGUUCAGAUAGUUGGUCAUAUCCAGCGCACUUCCAGACGUUUUCUGUUUAUUUGAUUUUGGCGCCAUGAUGAAGGAAGGGGUAAAACACUCCCCUGACUAAUACUUCAAAAGUUCAUCGUAUGUACAUACGAGAGACUCCCUCGUUACACACAACAUACAUGAUACAUCCCAGACAAUAAGUAAAGUUCGUGUACGUAGAAUUUUGAGAGAAUCACUGGAUAAAAUGCUUGAAUUGAUACAGAUUGAGAGAAUUAAAAAUGGCUGCUGGAGCUGACUGAUCUCCCUCAAAGUUGCACACACCCCCACUCUGAUCACGUGAUCUGGAUAGUCCCUUACUAGGGAAUGACUGGCAUGACUGCACACGACCUUUGACUUAUUCACCACAUAGUCAGCCCACAGUCCACGACCCCCAAUGACUGCCUAUAUUACUAGAUAUAGAAACUUAUCACUGCCAUAAAACAUGCUUAAAAUUAUUUAAGCUUCAAGUAGUGUAUUCCAGCGGUUUUUAGAUAGGUGCUUCAGUUUGUGUGAGGUUCCAAUGGCGGCUUCUUCAACUCAAUCAACUAAUGUUAAAAUAAUGUUUUUCAUGUUUUUGAAGUUUAAAAAUAUGAGCUGAAUGAUAAAAAUAAAUAACAUUUUUGUUAUAUUUUGCAUUAAAAGGAACAGGGAUCAGGGUUCGCACAGGGCAUAACAUGUUGAAUGAUAUUUUUUAUGGAAAUCUGAAACACAUAUUAUAUGGCUUAAUUUAAGUAUUAUCCACAGUAUUUGCUGACCUUGUGGCCAAAGUGGUUACAGCUUAUUUAUAUCCAGGUGCGCCCAUUCUUAUAUUUCUUUUUUAAAAUUGUCUAAUUUAUUUUGUUGCAGCUUUCGCUCUAUUGUAUUUUAACGGUUUUUGUGUUCCGUACAGUUGUACUUUUUAUAUAAAACCAUGCCAGGUUGAUGGUCGUAUUAUGAAUCAUGUAACAGUUGAUUGUUAAAUGGCGUGCAAAGUUGUUGCAUUAAUUUUCAUGAGAGAAAAAUAGUAAAAUCAACGAGAUUUGGCAGUACUAGGUAUAUAUAAAAAGAUAUCUACACUAAACGUGUAGGAAUAGCAUUGGUAUAUUUUUAAAUAUAUAUCGUGAGGUUAACAAAUCGGUGUGUACGGAUAAGAUAAUCAAAACAAUUUAUUGACAAUUAAUUCGUCGCAUCUGAAAAGAUGUGAGAUUUAUAGUUAAUGCCAUUGUUUUUGUUUAUAUGUAUUAAUUUGUUGAUAAUUAUAUGUGACACCCAGAUCACUGUGAUAACACGUGCCUAAUAGUUUGUUGACACUUCUAUUGUAUGUUCUGAUAAUAUCCUUCACGUGUUGAAGCAUGACGUCAUAUCUUAAUCAUAUGAAAACACAAAUUACUAUUGCACAUAUUUCACGUUAUCUUGGCUUGAUUUUCAAUAAUAAAGGACAAAGAUCCUAUUGUAAUUGCUAUCAGUAUAGAAAUGUAGUGGUAUAGAACGUAGAACAGUUCGCGCCGCUUCAGCUAUAACAAAUGAUGUGUUCCAUAUAAUACUUAUAUAUUUACAUUUGUUGCUGUGUGUUAAAGAAUAUUUUAUAAUAUAAUUUUGUGAUAUUUUCUUAAUCAUUGUAUAUGCCGUGUAUGUAAACAACAGUUGGAGAAUAUAUUAUACCUAAUGUUUAUAUUAUUGAAUGUAUCCUCUGCAAUGGAUUUAAUAUAUAUAUAUAUAUAGAUAAACAUAUGACGCUUUAUCCUAUUUAACAGUUUGUAAAUAUAUGUGCUAUCCCCAAUUGUCUAUUAGAUCAUCCGAACCGGUAGAUGAAAUAGUUUGAAUGAUUUUGUUACUAUUUCGUG